CUGCAUCCACCAAGGGCAUAUGGUGUUUUCAUGGGAAAGCGCGAUCAUUCUCUUGACUUUGGACUUGGUUUACUGAACCCCUGAACAGAGCCGAGAUUUCUAAGAGACCACCUGUGCCCACAGCACUUGAUCUAUCAAGAUCCAAGUGGGGAAAACGUAAGGAGCUGUGCUGCGACUGCUACCUGGGGUCCGUUCAGGGAGCAGGAGUGUCUAAAUAUGAGUGCUAAAAACUGGGUAUUAAUUCCUACCACUACAUCCCAAAGUCUGGAAGACGAGGUUCUGGGAAGACUUCUGAAAAUUCUCUUUGUUUUAUUUGUUGACUUAAUGUCGAUCAUGUAUGUUGUCAUCACUUCCUAGGCUCUUGGCUGACUUCCUUUACUCCACAUGUACAUUUCAAACUGAAUCC
This is a messenger RNA of Nannospalax galili (Upper Galilee mountains blind mole rat), 406 nucleotides long. RefSeq names its product myoregulin (gene Mrln). The record is from RefSeq and is a predicted model, not a curated record. The coding region runs from base 217 to 357 and encodes 46 amino acids. Lineage: Eukaryota; Metazoa; Chordata; Mammalia; Rodentia; Spalacidae. The transcript is spliced from 3 exons.